Molecule: messenger RNA, 1348 nt
Organism: Trichechus manatus latirostris (Florida manatee)
Lineage: Eukaryota; Metazoa; Chordata; Mammalia; Sirenia; Trichechidae
Gene: HAPLN2
Product: hyaluronan and proteoglycan link protein 2
Exons: 5
Coding region: 1-1026 (341 amino acids)
Biological process (GO): glial cell differentiation; cell adhesion; skeletal system development
Cellular component (GO): synapse; perineuronal net
Molecular function (GO): hyaluronic acid binding
Source: RefSeq, a predicted model, not a curated record
AUGCCAGGGUGGCUCACCUUCCCCGCACUCUGCAGCUUCCUUCUGCCUUGGACCCUCACCAUCUUCCAGAUAGCCCUGGGGGACCCAGCGCCCCACCCUGGCCCCCACUACCUUCUGCCCCCCAUCCACGAGGUCAUUCACUCUCGUCGUGGGGCCACGGCCACUCUACCCUGCGUCCUGGGCGCCCCGCCUCCCAGCUACAAGGUGCGCUGGAGCAAGGUGGAGCCGGGGGAGCUCCGGGAAACGCCGAUCCUCAUCACCAACGGGCUCCACGCCCGGGGCUACGGGCCCCUGGGGGGACGCGCGAGGAUGCGGAGGGGGCAUCGCCUAGACGCCUCCCUUGUCAUCGCGGGCGUGCGCCUGGAGGACGAGGGCCGGUACCGCUGCGAGCUCAUCAACGGCAUCGACGACGAGAGCGUGGCGCUCACCCUGCGCCUGGAGGGUGUGGUGUUCCCGUACCAGCCCAGCCGGGGCCGGUACCAGUUCAAUUACUACGAGGCCAAGCAGGCGUGCGAGGAGCAGGACGGCCGCCUGGCCACCUACGCGCAGCUGUACCAGGCGUGGACCGAGGGUCUGGACUGGUGUAACGCCGGCUGGCUACUCGACGGCUCCGUGCGCUAUCCAGUGCUCACGGCGCGCGCCCCGUGCGGCGGCCGGGGCCGGCCCGGGAUCCGCAGCUACGGCCCCCGAGACUGGAAGCGUGACCGCUACGACGCCUUCUGCUUCUCCUCGGCGCUGGCGGGCCACGUGUUCUUCGUUCCCGGGAGGCUGACGCUGUCCGAAGCCCACGCGGCCUGCAGGCAGCGCGAGGCGGUGGUGGCCAAGGUCGGGCACCUCUACGCCGCCUGGAAGUUCUCGGGACUGGACCAGUGCGACGGCGGCUGGCUGGCAGACGGCAGCGUGCGCUUCCCUAUCACUACGCCGCGGCCGCGCUGUGGUGGCCUUCCGGAUCCCGGGGUGCGCAGCUUCGGUUUCCCCAGCCCCCAACAGCCGGCCUACGGGACCUACUGCUACGCCGAGAAGUAGGGACCCACCUCACGGCGGUGCGCGACAAAGCCUGGGAGUCCUGGCGGGAUCACUCGCCGGCCCUUUCCCGUAAGCCUCCGCUCCCGCCAGACUAGGAGAGGCCUCUCCUGACCCGCCUUCCCGGACCAAGGCUGCGGGCCAUGGGCCCCGGCUGGCCGGGCGUCGGGGAGGUGGUGGCGCCUCCUGCAGUAGUGUCCGGAUAGGGUCCUCGGACCCACGGAUCAAGGAUUGCCGGCGAGAACGCAGCCACCUCAAGAGGGGCCGGUGGGGCGCCCAGGGGCAUUAACUGAUCUCUGUCUUCAGCAAUAAAAUAAGUUGGGGA